GCACCUGCUCGUGAUCACCUGAGAAGAAGAAUUAAAGAGGAAACAUAGAGGAGUUGAAGAGUUUGUCAGCAUGGCGGGACAGUUUCACAUCUGAGAGAAUCUCCUCCAAGCAGCUCGUCAACAAAGUCAGUCCUCCGGUCUCUGUUGGUGCCAUGGCCGACCCCAGCUGGUGGAAGCUGACCUUCUCCCGCAAGAAGAAGUCUGAAUCGAAGGUUCUGUACGAGAUCCCGGCCGAGUACGGCAGCAACACCGGAAACAAAGAGCACUCGAGCAGCAACCCCCCUCCGGACCACACGGACAGCCAGUUCAAUGCCAGACUGGAGAAGAUUGUAGAUAAAUCUGCCACCAAGGGCCGACACGUCAAGGUCUCCCACUCCGGACGCUUCAAGGAAAAGAAGAAGGUCCGCGCCACGCUGGCCGAGAACCCGAGCCUGUUCUCAGAGCACAGCCUCAGCGACGAGAACCAUAAAAACAAGACGGACAAAUAGCACAAAGGCUCCAAAAAUGCACAUACUUCAUCACAAAUGUGUCAUAUAUCAGUGUCACACCGAUAAAAGGCUGAAAUAUAUACAAGCACAACCAUGCAAGGUGGAUAAACACUUGUUACCAGGCGACACACCCAGGUAGCAACCAGCGGCCUCACACCUGUCCAAACAACUGGUAUCAGCAGAAAACCAGUAAACCAAACACUCAGUUUCUAACUGUCUGCGCUCACACUGCUGAUUUUACCUUCAGAAACAACUUUUUAUCUUUAUCAUUUCAGAUGUAAAGUUUUUGAAUUAAACCUUUUUUCAGUGGCCGAGUGGAGAAACGCCUGGAAACAUUUUCUUACAUUUUUAUGACCAAAGCAAAUAAAAGCUUGAUUUUGUCUGAAAUACUUUGGAAACACGGAUAUGAGGAAUGAGUAAAAGCUGUUUAUAUCGUCUUUACUGGCAUCUUAAAAAAGAAAUGAGUAUUUUGUUUUUAAUAAAUGUUUCAGGAUGAGUUGAUCUGAGCGAGCGCUUCGUAUUUGUGCGUGUUGUGAUCAUUGAACAUGCAGAUCGAUGCUCGGAGCCACGCAGAGUGCUAAUCUUGGUUUUGGGUUACAGAGACCAGUUUGUCUUUUCACCUGAGCCUGCGUGUGCUGGUUUUGUUGCCAUGGUGACGGAAAGCAGACACUGACAUCUGA
This is a messenger RNA of Chelmon rostratus (copperband butterflyfish), 1168 nucleotides long. RefSeq names its product proline rich 15 like b (gene prr15lb). The transcript has 2 exons. The record is from RefSeq and is a predicted model, not a curated record. Bases 153 to 488 code for a protein of 111 amino acids. NCBI's taxonomy places the organism in Eukaryota, Metazoa, Chordata, Actinopteri, Chaetodontiformes, Chaetodontidae.